AUGAUAAUAGGAUUCAAGAAUGUGGAUGAUCAUAAAGGGUCUACAACUGCGAGAGUUCUUGUGGAUUGUUUAGCAGAGUGGGAUAUUAAAAGAGUCUUCUGCAUCACAGUUGAUAAUGCCACGGCUAACACAUCAGCUAUGAAGAAGUUCAAGGAAGAAUUCAUGAACCAAGGAGAAGAUGCAUUGGAAGGUUUAAAUGAGGUUGAUGAUAGCGUGACUGCCAUUCGGAAUGGUAUUCAGUACGUGAGGUCUUCAACCAACAGACUGAAGUCUUUUGAGUUUCAGGUUGAUACAAGUAAGAUGACUAGAGGAAGCCUUCCGUUAGAUGUCAAGACAAGAUGGAACUCGACGUAUCUGAUGCUAGACCAAGCAAUCAAAUUCAUGGCAGCAUUCGAGAAGAUGGAGGCUGAGGACAAACCAUACAUUGACUACUUUAUGGAGCUUGAAAGUGGGAAAAAGAGGAUUGAACCGGCGUCUACAACCGAUUGGGAAGAAGCUGAGAGGUUGGUACACUUUCUUGUCAUAUUUUACAAUUUAACUUUGAUGCUCUCAGCUACAAAGGGCAUUACGUCGCACAAGAUCUACAAUGAGAUUGUCACCAUCACUAGGAACGUCAGUAAGAUAAGCUCUGCACCAGGCGAUGAUGAAACACUACGGUUAAAAGCUUUGACGAUGAUGGGGAAGCUAAGGAAGUACUGGAAUCCAUUUUCGGAAGUAUCUGAGUUUGAGACUACUAAGUCAAAGAGCUGUAAGAUGAAUAAGCUUUUGAUUGUUGUUACUGUUUUUGACCCAAGAAAGAAGAUGAACUUUGCUAACCUCUUCUUUGAGAAGCUCUAUGGAAAAGAAAGCAUCGACUAUAAUCUGCUUUCUGAAUCCAUUACGGAUAUCAUGAAGCGCUUAUAUGAUGAGUACAGUUGA
Molecule: messenger RNA, 918 nt
Organism: Brassica oleracea var. oleracea
Lineage: Eukaryota; Viridiplantae; Streptophyta; Magnoliopsida; Brassicales; Brassicaceae
Product: zinc finger BED domain-containing protein RICESLEEPER 2-like
Exons: 2
Coding region: 1-918 (305 amino acids)
Molecular function (GO): DNA binding
Source: RefSeq, a predicted model, not a curated record